Molecule: messenger RNA, 813 nt
Organism: Cylindrotheca closterium
Lineage: Eukaryota; Bacillariophyta; Bacillariophyceae; Bacillariales; Bacillariaceae
Source: the annotation of a GenBank genome assembly
AUGAUGCUGUUCAAGCAAGAUUCGACGCUCUCAUCGUCGGCGUUUUCGUUGCUGUCAUCAUCCUCACGAAGUCUGAUGUCGGAUAUGGGGAACUGGGAGGACGAAGAUACUUGCCUGGACAAGCUCAAAGCGUUUUGCUCCGAAAACAGAUACCAUAUUUCUUCGGAACUGAUUUUCCGCAUUGCCAUAUUCCACGACUUUGACUGUGAGGAUGCCAAGGCUUCUAUUGAGAAAAGUGCUGACAACAAGUAUUUGCAUCUUCGCAUGCACGAAGAACUUGCAGAGCAGUUUGCAUCCAGCCUGCUCCUCGCCCUACCAAAGCUUAGAACAAGAAAACAUAAUUCGAGGGUCAUCUACAUGCGCCCGUCUCAAUAUCAGCCUUCGCCUGAAAAUGAAGAGUUGAUGAUAAAGAGUAUUUGCUAUACUCUGAACGACUGCAGCAAAUCUGAAGCCGAUUGUCGAGAUGGUGUUGCGAUGGUCAUCAACAUGAAUGGAUGGAGUACUGAAAACUUCGGUCCAGGUGUAUGGAACCGAUUCCUGCAAGCGUUGCAAGGAAAAUUUGUUCCAACCAAGGUCAAGGCGGUUCUAAUCACUGAUGCUCCGAAAGACUUUGUUACUGUAUGGAGAGUCCUCAAAAAGUCACUACCUUUUAGCUUUUCUAGGAUCGUGUAUCUAAUCAAAGAGGCGAAACUAGGGGGAUACCUUACGGAAGGCUAUGAAGAAUACAUGCCUAGUGAUUUCUGUGGGACAUGGAGAGACGCAAAAGAGCUAUGCGAAGACUACGUUGAUCAAAAAGCAUACAACGAGCAAUAA